AUGGAUACUUCACAAACUUCCUCAGGAUCAACUGCCGAUACCAGUACCGGUAAAAUAUCAAUCAAGGAUUGGCACUCGCUGGAAUUGCGCACCAAGUCAGACCCCAGUACCUUGGAGAGGUUCUUCGUGAGAAAGAGCGACGAACUGAGCGAUAAGGUCGUGCGGACGAGUAUUACUGGCAAAAGGUCAGAUGACACAGCUCUGCAUGACGCUUUAGGUCAAGAGCGUGAGCGUGAGACGUUCAUUAUGGACAUGGCCAACAGUCCACAACUCAAGGGCGGGGUAGAUGAAGUAGUCAAAAGAGCGAUUGGGGGAACAAGUAACGCAUUACUGGCUGCUGGAAAGACUAUCGACGAUAUCCUCAAUGCAGGUCGAGAAAUGGAAAUCAGCUCGGAAGUCCGCUCGAGCGGUCUGGUCAAGUUCUCAAUACAUUCACCAGCUGUCGAGCGCGAUGGUUCAAGUUCAGUCUCUACCUGGACAGGCCUAGUCAAACCGCUUGAAUCAUUUAAACUUACAGACCAGCUCAGAGCUGAAUUGACCAAAGGCGAGUCGGUAUUUAGGGAUGCCACCUUAGAAAGGUGGUUUGGGAAAGCUGAUUUCCCCGAUUUGACACUUCAACAGAGAGAAGACAAACUGCAGGAGAUGUUUCCAAACAGAGAUAAAUUUUGGUCUGCAUGGGCCAAGAGGGAUUGGGAUGAAAUCAGUAAUGAAGUUGGCGCGGCGUUUGCGAAUGACUCAAGUCACGCCCUUGACGAGACGAUCGAGGAUAAGAUAUCUCGUCAAACUUCCGAAGUGGGAAGUAUGGAUAAAGUGUAUCUUGAGGUUACCAUUAAUCCCAAUAUCAAGAGAACUCGUAACUCCCUGGAUUGUUGUGGGUGGUUAUCAACAGACCCGUUGAUGGACAGUGAAAGCGUUUCUAUACAACUUCAAUCUAAAGAUGGGUUCUUCCAUAAGUUUUAUACUAAGCACUUAUCGGACUUUGUGGAUUUGAACGAUCAGAGAUUUGCCAAGGAUCUCUGA
This is a messenger RNA of Kwoniella mangroviensis CBS 8507, 1020 nucleotides long. RefSeq lists its product as uncharacterized. The transcript has 2 exons. The coding region runs from base 1 to 1020 and encodes 339 amino acids. The record is from RefSeq and is a predicted model, not a curated record. NCBI's taxonomy places the organism in Eukaryota, Fungi, Basidiomycota, Tremellomycetes, Tremellales, Cryptococcaceae.